Rosa chinensis is the source of this 1858-nucleotide messenger RNA. RefSeq lists its product as uncharacterized. The record is from RefSeq and is a predicted model, not a curated record. Bases 210 to 965 code for a protein of 251 amino acids. Lineage: Eukaryota; Viridiplantae; Streptophyta; Magnoliopsida; Rosales; Rosaceae. The transcript has 6 exons.
AUACGGGUUACUGAUCCCGUGAAAAACGAAAACAAAAUUUAAAAUCCAAGCAAAAAAAAAAAAAAAAAAAUUACCCACCGAAUCGAAAAUUCCAUAAUCAAAAUGCACGAAUUCCUUGCUUCUCAAAUCUCAUCAUGAAAUUCCAGGACGAGAAAUAAAUUUUGGUUGACGAAUUGGAGUGGUCCGUUGGAUUUUUUUUUGACCAACGGAUGCGAACAACAACAAUGAAGGAGUCGUUAGAUAGAUCAGAGUUGCGGAGAAUGCAAAGAGAGCAAGAGCGCGAACGACGUCGUAUCAGGGACCGGCAGAGACGGCAGUCCAUGACGGUUGAACAGAGAGAACGACAUCUGGCUCGGCGUCGUAGGAACUAUCAGCUCAGAAGACUGAGAGCUGAAAAUGCCAAGGUGGAUUUCCAAUCGAAUCAAAUCAGCAAUGAACAACAUGAAGCAGUGAGUGAUGUUCAAGAAGUUACUCAGGGUGAAAACUUGAGCAUACAGUCUUUGCAGUACUCCGAGUGUUUGGAUGGCGUGGCUUGUAAAGGUUCUAAUUUGAACGUCCAACGGUUGCGGUUGAGUCAUGUAAGGCGGCUUGCACGAUCAGGGAGUCGUUUAGGGUGUGAGGUUAUUGCUGAUCACCAAAUUGGAGGAGAGGUGGUAGUAAAGGGUGAUGCCAAUAAUACGUCUUGUUUCCAAAUUGGAGAUUUUGAUUCUGGUAGAUUGCCAAAUGGACUACGUUUGAAUCGUGUUAAGCGGCUUGCACGGGCAAUAAAUACUGCUUCGAAUGAGGCUUCUGUUAAUGGUCAAGUAAUAGGAAAAAAUACGAUGGAUCAGAAUCAUUCCCAGGGAGAAAGUCAAGGGAUUGGUAAUGACAGCUCUAAUUUGGACAAACUAUCGCUUGCAGAGGUGAAGUUGAAGGACCUAACAUGGACGGAUAAACACCCAGCAUGGGCUAAUGUUGAGAGUUAACCGUUAGCUGCAAACAACAAAUGGAUGUCUUGUAGCUCUUCUUUACAGGUUUUUGAUUACAGACUUGUAAGUCAGAAACCAUUCAUCAUCUUUUGCUUCCAUACAUGUCUGUUAUCGUCCUUGAGAUUAACUUCAUUAAGUACUUGCAUGUACAAGUGCAUAGGUGUAUGUAUUCAUCUAGUGCUUCUUUAUUGUUGGUGCACAUCAUGGAUGUCAUAUAUUGUUCUUUUUUUUUUUUUUUCUGUAAGAAAAGAAAAGCGAUUUACACUGUCUAUUAAGGUGUGAAGACAGUGACAUUAAGAUUGCUUACAGUUGCCUCCAUGAAGAUGCAAAGUUUAUAACCUUGUCCUAUCUACAAUCUAUAUAGUUUUGGGAGAGGCCAUCAAGAAUGAUGGCUGCUGACAUUGAUCAUCAGCACAUGGUAGAUAAUGUGGAUUUGGUAAAGAUUUAACCUUGAUUGUGGCUUGUGCAGCCAAAUUUAAGGUCAACAAGGGGGUGUUAUCUUCACCUCAAGAUUCAUGAUCAUUGAUAUGGCUGGUUGUCAAGUGCCAAACAACUUAAUUCAUGUUUUCACCCCAAAAAUCUGCCUUUAUCUAUCCCUCUUCACUUCUCUACAUUACCACCUGAACCAAGGCCAGGAGCUAUUAAUGGAUAGAGUUAUUUUAGGAGGCAUUAUGUGUUGUGAAGCGACGAACUUGUGAGAACUUGGAGGAUUCCGUGUAUGGAGAAUCAUAAGUAGGAGCUAUUGUCUCCAUCAAGUUACAUUCCUUUUACACAUGUAACAAGAGAUGCUUCUUUGCUUGUGUUUCUUUUAUUUUGGUUUUGUGUCAUAUAGCAUACAUUAAUAUGUUUGAGUCUUACUGUUAAGGAAAAAAAAAUAUGCCAGGCAACUU